ACCAAGCCAGCUUGCAGGCUCACUCCCGCUGGCCUUGUCCCGCUGCCCAAAAAGAUCCAAAGUAAGGUCAUUUAUCAUGGUCACAUCUUUUGUCCGAGAUUUCUUGAAGGGCGCGUUGGUGGGACACCUUAGAUCUUUGAAUGAGACUGUGGAUCUGUUGAAAAAGCAAAAGUGAACCCUGUCCUCGACCCAGGAUUGUUGUUUCUAAAGGCUGUUGUUGCGUUGCUGGUUUGUCACUUACUUUCCCUUGCGAUUGAGCUUGCGCAAGUAAGAGGAAGGGAUAGGAUUGAUUCCUCUGAGGACUGUUAAUACCAAUAAAGACAAAGAGGUAGCAAUCAUCAGUCAGUUGACCAUGCUUGGCCUUCGACUGCUGUUAUCGUCAGCACUCUUGCUGUGCGUUUCCCGCGCCUCGACGGUGUUGGAGGUAAUCAAGUCGAAUCCAGAAUUGAGCCAGUUUGCGAUUGCUUUGGAGUUGUCGGGUUUGGAUUUGGAGUUGAAUAACAAUAAGAAACAAUACACCGUCUUUGCUCCUUCCAACGAGGCCAUUGCCAAAGAUGAAGUCUUUACGACGUACAUGUCCCGAGAUGGUUGGGUCCAUCAUUUGAAGACCAACAUUCAGCUCAUGAUUGUGCCCAGCCAAGCACUCUCGGACCAGAUGAUCUUUGACAAAUUCACCACGGAGCUGGUAACGCUCAAUGGGACGCUCCAGAUCUCACAGCCCUACGCCCUGGUCAACUUGGUCGAGGUAACGAAUCCCAAUCAGGCCGGAAGCAAUGGCGUAGUGCACACCAUGAAUGGAGUUGUGAAACCAUACUGGAGAGGGUACACACUCCGAGAAGUCGAGAAGCACGAUGAGUUGGUCGAAGGACUCUCUCCUCAGUUGAAGAGAAUCAAGUUUGAUAAGCCUCUGGAAGAAUUUGUACCCUCCGGUGUCAGUUGGGUAGCAUCCAGAAACAGAGGUUACGGAAAUGAUUCCAUUGCGCAAGGAUUCUUCCCCAUUGUACAAGAACUCAAAGAUCCCAACAAUACCGAAUUCCAGAAUCUGACCUACAUGUACAAUCUUAUUGACUUUAAUCUCUACGAGCAAGAUAUCGAGAGAGGAUUUCAGCUCAUGGUCAUGCCUCGAGGAGAUAUUGCUCACAUGUGGAUCACCAAGGAUCAGAGAAAGGGACUCCUCAGGUUCAAUGAUGCCAUCUUGGAUCGUCAGGCAUUUGCGAAUAACGGAAUCACCCAAAUUGUAACAAAACCAUUGGUCCCUCCCGGAUUGGCCAUGAUUAUGAAUUUCUGUGCCGAGUACACCACCAUCAACUUGAAGGAUAUGUACCAGUAUUAUCGAUCAUCCGAAUGGAAUCUGCGAAAUCUUACCCGCUCCAUUGGUACGCAGCAAGGAUCGUUCAACGUGUUUGCACCUCUCCAAUCCGGAUAUGGAGAAUUCAACAUUGAGGUGGGCGUUCGUAUCUCCACACUCGAGUGGAAGCGUCAUUUGUGGGACUUUUUGCUGCACAUGACCGUCGAGCCCGCUUACACCACCGAUGAGCUCUACAAGUUGGUGGAAGCGGCUGGUGGGUACAUGCAGAUGAAAAUGCUCAGUGGAUUCAACACUACCCUGGAGUUUGAUGAAGACGGUGAAUUGACAAUUGACGGAGCACGCCUCUUAAAGCCCUAUGACAUGAAGGGAGUUGACGGUUAUAUCCACCUCGUCGAGCGAGUGCCCCUGCCUCCUUCGGUCCUCUACACUAUUUAUGAUCAAACCCAAAUGCACCCUGAGAUGACAACAGUGACAAGACUGAUUGAUACGGUACAGAUGGGCCCCUUCAUUGACAACUUGCUGCCCGUGACAUUCUUUUCUGCUGUCAACAGUGCUUGGGAUGUUAUUAUUCCGCAACUGCAGAUUGAAGAUGUAAUCAAGAGCAUGACCUUUGAGUUGCUUUGGUUCGAUGAUUACUUGGCAGAGAAGGACGGAGAACAACUCACAUCCACGAACGGCAAAAAGUGGAACAUCCAAGUGUUCCCAGACCCAGACGGCGACCCACUUCUCUACGCUCCAGAGGAACCUCCUGUGAAGAUUUACAUUAGCAACGCAGACGGGCCAGAAGGAUUGACCAACUGUACCUUCGUUCCUGGUGCCAACAGGACAAACAUCCUUGCUCGAACAGGCGUGAUCCAUCACAUUGAUUGUCUCCUCUUGUACUUCAACUACACCAAGGUAGACAAGAACGCACCCACUUUUGCACCGGUCACGCUCACCCAACCACCAGAGGCUGGUCCGGCUAAGUACGGCGUCAUAACGACCGCACCCGUGUUUCCCACACCUCCCCCUGUCUUCACCACGCAACCAGUUACGGCCGAUUCGGCUGCUGGACUUUCUCAAGGACUUGGAUACUUGUGCUAUCUUGUGGCAGGAGUAUCAUUGCUGCUAUCUGCUACAGUUAGCUUGUAGGAUGCGUCCAUAGUAACUAUCUUCCAUUUCGUCCGCGGCUUUGAAGACGGUCGAGUCGAGUCGUUGAAUCUCUUCGUACGUAGUUUACAUAAACGAUUAAAUGCAUUAGGUUAGGGAAGGGACAUUGCAUCCAGUUGUACCAUGACUGGUUCCUGAAUUGCCCCAAACCUGUGGUAACCAAAGAUACGCUGUAUAGACAAGAAUCUCAGAUGCCAUCAAU
Messenger RNA from Seminavis robusta, 2660 nucleotides. The record is from the annotation of a GenBank genome assembly. Lineage: Eukaryota; Bacillariophyta; Bacillariophyceae; Naviculales; Naviculaceae.